This is a messenger RNA of Nerophis ophidion (straightnose pipefish), 1360 nucleotides long. RefSeq names its product LIM domain transcription factor LMO4. The transcript is spliced from 5 exons. Bases 297 to 803 code for a protein of 168 amino acids. The record is from RefSeq and is a predicted model, not a curated record. NCBI's taxonomy places the organism in Eukaryota, Metazoa, Chordata, Actinopteri, Syngnathiformes, Syngnathidae.
CGAAGAAGGAGCGGCUCUCCGUCCCGCCAGACGCCGACUUUCCUCCGCCGCGGCGCCGCAGACGCUCCGUCGACCUCCCCCUUCCUCUCCGGCCAAGACGGCGCGGACCUUACGGCGACGCCGAGGACCUUCCAGCGUGUCUCGCCAUGGACGCCGUGCGUGACCGCGGGCUGUAGGCGGCGGGAAUAUAACUCCACGUUUAAAACCACUUUGGUUUUAAACCUUUUUUUUUUUUUUUUUUGGAACUGUUUACCGACAUUCUUACCACUCAUUCACUCCUACUUGAAAAAGGGACGAUGGUGAACCCGGGAGGAAACAGCCAGCCGCCUCUGCCGCCACAGGUGGGCGCCGGGUCCCUGUCGUGGAAGCGCUGCGCCGGCUGCGGGGGCAAGAUCGCCGACCGCUUCCUCCUCUACGCCAUGGACAGCUACUGGCACAGCCGCUGCCUCAAGUGCUCGUGCUGCCAGGCCCAGCUGGGCGAGAUCGGCACGUCGUGCUACACCAAAAGCGGCAUGAUCCUCUGCAGGAACGACUACAUCAGAUUAUUUGGGAACAGCGGCGCGUGCAGCGCGUGCGGUCAGUCCAUCCCUGCCAGCGAGCUGGUGAUGCGGGCGCAGGGCAACGUCUACCAUCUCAAGUGUUUCACGUGUUCCACGUGCCGGAACCGGCUGGUGCCGGGGGACCGGUUCCACUACAUCAACGGCAGCCUGUUCUGCGAGCACGACCGACCCGCGGCGCUCAUCAACGGCCAUUUGACUUCCCUGCAGACCAACCCGCUACUGCCCGACCAGAAGGUGUGUUAGGAGGAGGCGGGACAGGAAGCAGGAAGUGAUGUCCACACAGACUGAUGGAGCCUCCACACGGAGACUUGCACUUAAGUCCGUACCAGACCUGACUUAAGUCUGCUGAAAGAGACUCUUGAGGACGAGAGCCCACUAAGCAGGUCCACAACAAUCUGACUUUUCUUUUGUUGUUGUUUGUUUUGCCCAGAGACAUUUCAGGAGGCGGACUGCUUUCUUCCUCUUUUCUAUCGUCACGACAACAAGGUGAUGCUACUUCUUUUAUUGUGGCGGGAUUCUAAAUCCUUUUUUUUUUUGUUUUUUUUAUUCAUUUCUCCUUCGCCGGUGUCAACAAGAUGGCUCUUUGUGCACAACUGGGUGUAUUUGUAAGAUGAACAGGUGUGUACAGUAUGCAUGUUAAUGUCCUUGGUGUCCCCGCCCCCUUGGCCACGCCCCCACGUCGUGUAGCGUCGCCCCACACUUUAUUGCUGAAUGAAAGAGAAAUUUAUUUGUGAUAUUUUCCAAGACAUUUGCUUCUGUACGGUGUAUUUAAUUAAUAAAAAUAUGGAAGAUUUAACUUA